This is a messenger RNA of Cylas formicarius (sweet potato weevil), 980 nucleotides long. RefSeq names its product polygalacturonase-like. The transcript is spliced from 4 exons. The record is from RefSeq and is a predicted model, not a curated record. Gene Ontology annotation, cellular component: extracellular region. Bases 21 to 974 code for a protein of 317 amino acids. Gene Ontology annotation, biological process: pectin catabolic process. Gene Ontology annotation, molecular function: polygalacturonase activity. Lineage: Eukaryota; Metazoa; Arthropoda; Insecta; Coleoptera; Brentidae.
CUUUUACGGUACCCGCUGGUAUGACCAUGACAAUGAAUCUGAAGGAAGGAUCCAAAGUGUCCUUCACUGGCGUGGUCGAUUUCGCCCACAAAGAAUGGUCCGGUUAUCUCCUUAGGAUUUCUGGAAACUCCAUCACUGUGGAUGGUACUGGAAGUCACCUGUUCCACGGACACGGUGAGCAGUACUGGGACGGUUUGGGCGGGGCGGGUACCGAGAAACCUGUAUUCAUGUACCUGAAAGGUACUGGCUCGACCUUUAAAAACUUCAAGAUCAAGAACUGUCCUGUGAGGUGCGUUGCCAUCGAUGGCUCGAACAACGUAGUCGUGAGCGGUUUCAUCAUCGACAAUUCCGAAGGCGCCCCGGGUACCGCGAAGAGUGGAAAAGAAGGUCACAACACCGACGGAUUUGACAUCGCUAAAUCGACGUAUGUGACUGUCAAAGACGCCACCGUGACGAAUCAGGACGACUGCGUGGCCAUCAACAGCGCUCAACACGUCACCAUCGACAACUUCCACUGCAUAGGGAGUCACGGGAUGGACAUAGCAACGGGAAUGUCGACCGAUUACAACCAAAACGUCGUUGAAAACGUCACAUUUUCCAACAUCAUUCUGGAUGGAGGGAUGUACGGAAUACAUAUUUUAUCGGUCAUCGAUGGCGGCCAAGGAAAAGUGGAUAACAUUAAGUACAACAAUAUCAAAAUAAACGGACCAUCCGAUUACGGUGUGAUGAUCCAACAGGACUUUUCCAACGCGAAGCAGAGAUCUACGGGUAAUCCCACAGGAAAUGUUCCGAUCAGCAACAUUAAUAUCAAAGGCGUAACUGGAACUAUGAACGGACAAUACUCGUCCGCUGUAACCAUCAGAUGCGCUGCAUGUUCGAACAUCGUCUUCGAAUCAGGCUUUUCGAUUACAGGCGCUAAAGCUAAGGACGAAUGCAAAAAUUUCCAGCCUACUGGUUACAAAUGCAAUACGUAACGUUGA